Molecule: messenger RNA, 1744 nt
Organism: Megalops cyprinoides (Indo-Pacific tarpon)
Lineage: Eukaryota; Metazoa; Chordata; Actinopteri; Elopiformes; Megalopidae
Product: Krueppel-like factor 6
Exons: 2
Coding region: 355-1719 (454 amino acids)
Cellular component (GO): nucleus
Source: RefSeq, a predicted model, not a curated record
AACAUUAGCUACCAAGCUACAGCCGGAUGAAUGGAAACAGCUGAGCUAAUGAUAGAUGUGGAAACGCUUGGUGCUAGCGCACACAAAUGAAUUGUGAGUUUCGAACAACCGUUUGAAUAAAUACAUUAACUAACUAGCAGGCUAGGUAUAUGACAUAAAUUGUGUCUGGCUUUAGGUAGGAGGUGUAGAGAGAUUUAAUUCGGGGUCACUUCAUUUGUUGGUUCGCUGACAUCUAGAUCUAGCUAAUUUAGCUAAUCUUUGUACUUCUUAGCUAGCUAAAUUCAUCUACAUUUACAUUUCUGGGUGGAAUCGACAGCGCUAUCGCCCGUAUAUAAAAUAAAUACGAAAGCAAAUAUGGAGCCAAGCAUCUCUUUUUUAAAAUACGAGCUUGCCUCCACCAUCGAACAAGCGGUGAGAUGCGCUGUAGAGACGGUCCUGCAGGAAACUGCCAAGCUAGUAGACACGAAGCUGAGCGCUGCUCACACCGCCGCUGCCGAGUGCGAUCGAGAGAACAAGAGCUUGAAAGAGAAACUCGAGAUCAAGGAAAGUGAACUGAAGGCUGUGCGGUACUACAUGACAGCGGCCGAGAAGAACAUAAAACAGUGCUUGCUCCUCAAUCAAAGUCAGCCGCUUUCACAUACAGUGAGCUCAGAGCAGACCCGAAGCGAGGAUGCCCUCUUUCUGUUACCCCCCACUUCCUCUGAUUUGCUGCCGGACCCGCUGAGCGGCGGAGGCGCCUCGCGUAGGUCAGUGAAAUCAUUUCGAAGCUCGUCUCUGCGCGCUUCGACCUCCAAAUCCUUCCCCAGUGUUGGCCUCUGCUUGCCAACAGUGCAAACGGAAUGGACCAGGAGCAGCUCCAGCUUCCGCAGGAGAAUCCGGUCCUCCUUAAACCCAUCCCUGCUGACAAGCCAAAGCCGAACUACCCACGGCGCGGCGGAGUUGCACACCCAACCCGAACUGUUGCGAACUGUGGGAGACACUGAAAAUCAGUUCUACAUCACGGCAGACGGAGCAUCAGAGAAAGAAUACACAGCAGCACCCAAGGGAGAGGAAGAUGCUGGGAGAUAUCAGCAGGAGGGGCAGAGAGCGUCACCUGAGCCCCAGGAGGAGGAGACUGAGGUCACAGAGUUUGAGUUUGAGAUGGGCUCACCCCCGGCGGGCCACGUGAACGAGCUGGGCCUGAUCCGGGUACUGGACGAUGGGGAGGAUGUCAAAGAGGGUGUGAUCAAAAUCGAGGAGGACUCAGACCCUGCCCCACUCCUGCAACAGGUCUCCCCUCCUGCUGACGGCGGUGGCGGCAUUCUCAGUGGCGCCUUCCUACAAUCCUCUGGCGAUACCUCUGGGGAUGGGGUUGCCGUGGCGCAAAAGCAGCAGCAGCAGCCGCAGAGCCCGGACAAGGUCCACCGCUGCAACGUGUGCGGCCGCGGGUUCCGCCGCUUCUACAGCCUCAAGACGCACCAGCGCAUCCACACAGGCGAGCGGCCGUACCCCUGCAUGUUCUGCGAGAAGCGCUUCCGCCAUCUGGACAGCCUGCAGAAGCACCAGCGCAUCCACACGGGCGAGCGGCCGUACCGCUGUGCCCAGUGCGGCUUCUGCUUCCGUGAGCUGGGCCACCUCAAGAAGCACCGGCUCACCCACUCGCCGCAACCCCAGGCGCUCCCCACGGGCAGCACCUACACCUGGACACACCUUGCUUCCCAGUCCCUGGACAGCACCUAAAACACCACACAAGCACGCACACGCA